CGAGGUACUGGCAAUUGGCUCUGCCAUCUCGGCCGCGCGAGACAAGACUAGAGCGCGCUGCUGGCCGCAUAGCUCGCAGCUGUCACCGCCGGUGCAAUUUUUUUGCACCUCAAGCGGCCGCGCGCGGGCAAAUCAGCCGGAGAGCCGGAGGCAUUUGCAACUUUUUGAGGCGCCCGCGGCUGCGCUCGACCGCUGCACACGGCAGCGCACGAGCUGACGCGCGCGACGAAGAUGACGACCGCCGCCGCGCCAACCACAGCAAACGGCGAGCCCGCGCAAGCCAUGGACCUCGACGCCGUCAUGGCCGGCCUCUCGCUCAACAAGGACAACCUCUCCUACGAUUCUAUACUGCGCUUGCAACAGUUACUGGCCGAAGGCAUGAAGCUCCACGACCCGGCACAAGCGGAGUCCAUGCGCGAGAUGCUCAAGAAGAUGCGCGUCAGUCCCGAGCAACAGAAGUUCCAGUUCACUUCUCCUAGACCACCAGAACAAGCCGCGCCGGACACCGCGAGGGGUCGGCCCGUCAACGGCGCGACGUGGAGCCCUUCUCCUUUGGAUGCCAAUGCGGAAAAAGAGGUCGAAAGGCAGUUGUUCGGCGAGGCGAGUCCACCUAGGAGUACAGGGCGUUUUUCAUUGGGAACACCUCCGAGUGAACCAUCAGCAAAGGACAAGCGCCACAAACGCGUGUCGGCGCGACCGUCCAAGUCCAAAACCGCAAAGCCGUUCCCGGCCGCUCCCUUCCACGUCGGCGCGUCUACCAAGCCCAGAGCCGCUCGAACUUUGGAUUUUGAGCAGGCCAUGGACACGGACCUGCCGACCGGUGCCUUCAACAUCGGCGCGCCUGCUGCUCCCAGAAAACCACCUGGCCGGCCGCCUGGGAGGCCGAAGUCUCGGCAGAGCGCCCCUUUCGUGUUUCAGGCGACGAAGCCCGUAGAACAGGCUCCGAUGGAGACCGAGGAGACGACGGGCGUCAAGUUCGAGCUGGGGCCGUCCUCCUCGGAGAAGAAGAAGAAUAGGAGACCGAAACAUGUGAGAAGAGUAGACCAGGACGCUUUAGACGCUUAUGAUGAAGCCGGGAGAUGCUACGAGCGAGGUGAUUAUGAAACAGCAGUGAAGCACUACACUUCCUGUCUCAAUAGUGCACCACAGGGAUGGUCUUUAGCUGCGAAAGCGCUGGGCAACCGAGGAGCGGCCAGAACGAUGCUCGGGCGGCACGACGACGCGCUCAACGACUGCGACGCGGCCGUGGAAUUGGAGCCUGGCUUAGCUAAGGUGCACAACCGGUCUGCGCGCUUGAGAUUAGCACUAGGUCGCAGUGAUGAAGCGAGGCGGAGCUUCGAGCGCGCGCGGAAUGCUUCUACGCAAGCGGUGGAAACGGCGCGGUCGGCCAUGAAGCCGCCGCCGAAAGACGCGCUGGCGGCUUUGGCGACGGCUGAUGCUGGGUUGGUUGAUGUUCAUAGAUAUGAGGACGCUUUACGACGAGCAAAAACGGCCUUGGAUGCGGCGCGGAGUCACACUACUAAGGAAAACGACGAGGAGAACGAGAACCCCGUGCAGCAGGCCGCGAAACGUAGAAGUUCAGCACAAAGGGACGUCGAAGUGGACCGGGCUCUUAGAGCUUCGGAGGACGCGUUGUUGCGAGCGCCGUUGGCGGCGUGCGCUCGAAGGGCAAAAGCGCAAGCCUUAAAAGCGGGCGACCGGUGGCGCGAGUGCGCGGCGUUUUGUGAUGCGACCGCCGCGGCCAUCGGCACGCCCAUAUCCGAAGGUAUGGAUAUGGCUUCUCGUGCUGCGUGCGUCGCGCGAGCUUUAGCGGCGCUCGACGCCGCUUCGGUGGAGGAGGACUCGCUCCCAGAAGUCUGGGUCUGGGCGUUGCGGCGAGACGAGGCGCCCGACGAGGCCUGCGACGCUGCUAGGUCAAGAGCGGACCGCGCCUUGAAAGCUGUUGCGACAGCUUCAACAGAGGGCGCUCCCAGAGGCGCUCGGUUGCGUUGUGACGAAGCUUUGAAUAGGGCCUCGAAAGCUAGACGGGCCAAGACGCGCGCCGACGACGCGUACGCGCGCGGCCACUACCGCGCGGCGGCGGCCAUGUACCGCGACGCUUUACGGUUGGACGCGUUUUCUGAAGUUGCCGGGCUGCGAGCGGCGGUGCACUGCAACGUCGCCGCGUGUGCGUUGGUGUUGGACCGGUGCGGCGAGGCAGUCGAUGCUUGCACGAAAGCAUUGCGGUUACGGCCGGACUAUUUGCGAGCACGACUGCGCCGCGCGCGAGCUCGCGCAAGGGCGGGUGAUUUCCGGGACGCCGUCGGCGACUUCGACCGCUACCUGCGCGGGGCCCGCUCAUCUCGCGCGGCGGAGAAGGACAUCGCCGACGCCGAGCGCGAGCGCGCCGCGGCGAAGCAGGCCAUCGAAACCCAAAAAAAUGAACGCCGCAAGGCGGACGCGCGGCGGCGGCGGCCGUCGGCCGCCGCGCCGCCGCCGCCGCCGCCACGACGGCGCGCCUAUGCGCCGCCGCCGCCGCCGCCGCGCCGGUCGCCCUUCGGCGGCGGCCACGGCCGCGCGAAGCCGCCGCCCUCCUCGUCGUCGGGCGUCGCGCGCGCGGCGUCGUACCACGACGUGCUCGGCGUCGGCCGGGACGCGCGGCCGGCGGCCAUCAAAAAGGCCUACGCAAAACUCGCGCUGCGCUUCCACCCCGACCGGUGCACGUCGCCGGGCGCGACGGCGGCGAUGGCGCGCAUCAACGAGGCCUACGAGCAGGCGAUGCUGCAGGCCAAGGCGCGGUACCGGUAGCUUUAACUUAGAUUAUGAAUGAC
This is a messenger RNA of Pelagomonas calceolata, 2810 nucleotides long. Lineage: Eukaryota; Pelagophyceae; Pelagomonadales; Pelagomonadaceae. The record is from the annotation of a GenBank genome assembly.